Molecule: messenger RNA, 814 nt
Organism: Acyrthosiphon pisum (pea aphid)
Lineage: Eukaryota; Metazoa; Arthropoda; Insecta; Hemiptera; Aphididae
Product: zeta-coat protein-like
Exons: 5
Coding region: 145-681 (178 amino acids)
Biological process (GO): intracellular protein transport; retrograde vesicle-mediated transport, Golgi to endoplasmic reticulum; intra-Golgi vesicle-mediated transport
Cellular component (GO): COPI vesicle coat
Source: RefSeq, marked provisional
UUUUAUACCGAAAUGGCUAAAUGGAAUUAAAUGUUUAGAAUAUGGAUUAUGGAAUUUAAAAUUAUACAAAACUAUUAACUAAAUCACACGAUACGUGUAAAAAUAUUUUUUUUUGUAGUAUUUUAAAUAUAUAAUACACCAAUAAUGGAUUUUUCGUUACUGGAACCAACAUUGUACACAGUGAAGGGCAUGGCUAUUUUGGACAAUGAUGGCAAUCGCAUACUGGCCAAAUACUAUGAUGAUAAUAUAUUUCCGACAAUUAAAGAACAAAAAGCAUUUGAAAAAAACCUAUUCAACCGCACUCAUAGAGCAAAUGCAGAAAUUAUCAUGCUGGAUGGAAUUACAUGUCUAUACAGGAGCAAUGUGGACCUGUUUUUUUAUGUCAUGGGAAGUUCACACGAGAACGAAUUGUUAUUGAUGAGCGUCUUACAAUGUAUGUAUGAUUCAAUCAGUCAAAUUUUAAGGAAAAAUGUAGAAAAACGAGUUGUACUUGACAACUUAGAUGUUGUUAUGUUGGCAUUGGAUGAAAUUUGCGAUAAUGGUAUUAUAUUGGAAGCCGAUUCUGGGGCAGUUGUACAGAGAGUAGCAUUACGAACCGAUGACAUACCAAUUGGGGAACAAACUGUUGCACAAGUUUUCCAGUCAGCAAAAGAACAGUUGAAAUGGUCAUUAUUGAAAUAGUGCAUAUCUUAUAAAAUCUUUAAGGAAUAAGAUGUUAACAUAAUACAUACCAUUAUUUCCAUUGUUUAUAUAAUACUAUAUAUUUAUAAUUUAUAAUUAAUACACAUUAAAUUUAUAGAUAAUCUUGAGAAAA